CCUUUGGAGAGUCCAGCGUCUCACCUGGCUAGAUGUUUGUGGUAUCGGUCUGCAGCAUGUAAACUGACACAGCAUCGAUAUUUGUUGGGUCUGAUGUCUUCAAACAAAAGGACUAAUCGCCAGAACUGCAUUGCCAAGAGAGUUUUGUCAUUUUCCUCAGUAAAAGGCAACCUAAACGAAUUUCAGAAAAAGAGGAAAAUUGCAAUUGAGACGAGAAGGCAGUGCACAGCAAACGACCGUGAUUCCGAGAUUGUUUCCGAGCUCUGCAGGUGUCCUUCUCCUUCAAAUGUCAGUGCUAGCAGGACAGUUCAACGGAUUUUUGCAGCGUGUAUGUUGUCACUUCUUGCACUCCUGGGCUCAAUUUCUCUUGACUUGAGUAGUAGCCUGGAACAUUGGAGAAGCACAGAGAAAGCCCUUCUGUCACUUACUUCUUGCAGAAAUGUUCGUCACAUUAAGUUUGUAAACCUCCUGCAAGAACAAAGGGAGGCCUGCUGUCAGACUACUACAGAUUCCAAAUGUGGUAGCAGAACCUCUGAUAUUGUCCAGACACUGAAGAGAAUUAACCUCAUAUGCACAGAGACUAAUGAAAGAGUGCCUGCAGCAUCACAUGGAUGUGAUGAAGCAGAAGAAAUGACUUGUACAGAAUAUAUAAGUAAAAGGCUGAAGGACAUAUUAGUGAAUGCAACAUUUUCUGAAGAUAUGAUACUGUCUAGGGCUAUCACCGAGGUUGUAGAGUUAUUAAGAUAUCCUGAGGAAGACAGUAAAGCUAUGAGAUUCAACCCAGACUGGGCAGAUGUCGUUUUACUUAGGCUUCUGGUGAGGACCAAAGAGAUUAUCUCAAAAUCAUACUGUUCAAAUAAUAGUUCAACAUCUGUAUCCCAAGAUAUUCAGACUCAGUUGCACCACCUAGCUACCAUUCUGAACUAUGGAGUGUUUGUUUCAGAAAGCUUUCAGACUUGUUGGGUAGAUAAUGCUAAUUUGUCUCUACAUUUCAAACGGACUUCUGUCUUUAUUCCGUUCACUGAUACCUCUCUUUUUGAUGGUAGUAGGCAGCUAAUACAAACUUACCGUCAAGGACUGAACAUAGUUCAAGACUGUUUACUUGAGAAGGGUGGCGAAAAGCUGAGAAAGAAAUCCAGAGAAAUCCUUUCAGCAGUAAGCCUUAAAAUCACCCUCCUGGCCAUCACUUGCCUCAUAUAUCCCAUAGUACUUGUAUCCUUUAAACAAAUGACAGCAUGGAUACAGAAUUAUGCAUGGAAUCUCAAAGAACGGACUGAGGAUCUUAAGAAGGAGAGACGCUUAGCUGAGGAACUCCUUCAUCAGAUGUUGCCAAAAUCAGUAGCAGAACAGCUGCGAAGGCAUAAACAUGUUCAGGCUGAAAGCUAUGAACAGGUGACAAUCUUUUUCUCUGACAUUGUUGGAUUCACAGUCAUUGCUGCCUCCUGUACCCCCCUGCAGGUUGUUGAGAUGCUGAACAGUCUAUAUGUGUGUUUUGAUACCAGAAUUGAUUCAUACGAUGUGUACAAGGUAGAAACCAUUGGAGAUGCCUACAUGGUUGUAAGUGGACUCCCUGAGAGAAAUGGGGACAAACAUGCUGAUGAAAUAGCCAAAAUGUCUUUAGAUUUAGUAGCUGCUGUAAGGCAAGUGGUGAUCCCUCACAUGCCUAAUAAUAGGCUUCAGAUGCGGGCUGGAAUCCACACAGGUAUGUCAGGAUAUCAGUGUAACAAUGAACUGAAUCUGUAUACCUACAUAUGA
Molecule: messenger RNA, 1755 nt
Organism: Protopterus annectens (West African lungfish)
Lineage: Eukaryota; Metazoa; Chordata; Ceratodontiformes; Protopteridae
Exons: 4
Coding region: 94-1755 (553 amino acids)
Biological process (GO): receptor guanylyl cyclase signaling pathway; cGMP biosynthetic process; intracellular signal transduction
Molecular function (GO): peptide receptor activity; guanylate cyclase activity
Source: RefSeq, a predicted model, not a curated record